Hepatospora eriocheir is the source of this 648-nucleotide messenger RNA. NCBI's taxonomy places the organism in Eukaryota, Fungi, Microsporidia, Hepatosporidae. The record is from the annotation of a GenBank genome assembly.
AUGAACUCAAAAAUUGAUAAUGUUGAACUAAUAGAGGAAUAUAUCAAACAAGGAAAGAUGUAUGCAGAGUUGGAUGAAUUAUUUAAAAGAGUACUUAAAACUGAUUUUUAUGCAGGACUUACUCUGGAUAUGAACCAAUCACCAAUAACUGCAGCAAUUAAAGUUUUAAAUCCUUCUCAGGUAAUGGGAGAAUCUAAAUUUAGACUUAAACAGCUGCAGAAUAUGAUUGCCCAGAGAAUUAAUGUUCCAUCUAGCAAUGUGGAAGUGAUUUUUGAGAAAAUUGAAGAUAAAAGACUAUGUCCUGAGUACUACGCUGAGAUGAUCAGACAAGCUUUUAUGGAAAACAAACCUCAUAAAAAGAUUAUCAAUAGUGCUUUUAGAGCAGUUGAUGCAGCUAAAGGACAGGGUUGUUCAAUUAAAAUUAGUGGUAAAUUAAGAGGUCAAAGAGCUAAAUCUACUAAUUACAUUCAUGGAGUUUUAAUUCAAGCUGGACAACCUGCUAAAGAUUACAUUAGAUUAGCUAAAUCAGAAGCUAUGUGUAAACAGGGAGUUAUUGGAAUUCAGGUUAAAAUUAUGUUACCAUAUGAUCCAGAGGGAGUAAAAGGACCAAGUAAGUUACUUUCUGAUAAAAUUAUCGUUAGACAAUAA